Trichosurus vulpecula (common brushtail) is the source of this 1832-nucleotide messenger RNA. RefSeq names its product perilipin 1 (gene PLIN1). NCBI's taxonomy places the organism in Eukaryota, Metazoa, Chordata, Mammalia, Diprotodontia, Phalangeridae. The record is from RefSeq and is a predicted model, not a curated record. The transcript is spliced from 11 exons. Gene Ontology annotation, biological process: lipid metabolic process. Bases 59 to 1627 code for a protein of 522 amino acids. Gene Ontology annotation, cellular component: lipid droplet.
CUUUGCUGUAUAGCUGGCCCAGUGCAGGGCAACGGUCAGCUAGAACUGAAGUGCUGAGAUGGCAGUCAACAGGAGCCCGACCAUGAUGGAUGGAAACCAACCAGAGCAGGAAAGUGUAAUCCAGAGAGUCUUUCAGUUACCUGUGGUAAGUGGCACCUGUGAGUGUUUCCAAAAGACCUACACCAGCACCAAGGAAGCCCAUCCUCUUGUGGCCUCUGUAUGUAAUGCUUAUGAGAAAGGUGUACAAGGAGCCAGCAACUUGGCUGCAUGGAGCAUGGAGCCUGUGGUCCGACGGCUGUCAACACAAUUCACAGCUGCCAAUGAACUAGCCUGCCGUGGAUUAGACCAUCUGGAAGAAAAGAUUCCUGCUCUCCAAUACCCUCCAGAAAAGAUUGCCUCUGAACUAAAGGACACCAUCUCCACCAAGAUCCGAAGUGCCAGAAACAGCUUCAGCGUCCCCAUUGCCAACACUUCAGAUAAGGUCCUAGGGGCAGCUUUGGCUGGCUGUGAGCUUGCUUGGGGCGUGGCACGGGACACAGCCGACUAUGCUUCCAGCACCCGGGUGGGUCAGCUGGCAGCUGGAGGGGCAGACUUGGCCCUAAGCAGUGUUGAGAAGGUGGUGAACUAUUUGAUGCCAGCACCCAAGGAAAAUCCAGCCCUGGUCCUGGAGCACCCUAAUUCUCCCCAAGUCCAGCAGAAGCUGCCAAAGCCAAAGCCCAGCUUCCUUCAAAGAAUUGGAACUUUAACCAACACUGUCUCCCAGCACACUUUUCAGAACACAGUCCAGACCCUCCGCUGGGGCUAUGCAUUAGCCAAAUGGAUCCCAGGUGUAGCUCCAUUGAGCAGUAUGGCCCAGUGGGGUGUGUCAGCUGCCCUGCAGGUGGUGUCAAGACCCCGAUCCACAUCAAGGGGAAACUGGCAGUACAACCAGGUUCAGGAAGAGGAGGAUGACGAGGAGGAGGAGGAAGAAGAAGAAGAGGAGGAAGAAGAAGAACUUGAAGUGAAGAAGGAAGAGAACAAACUAAAUGAGGUGAAAAGAAUGAGCCAACCCAGAGGCCUGUUAGGCAGUGUGGUUCAAACUUUGCAGUCUGCCUACUUGACCACUGUCUCCACUGUAAAGUGGGCACCCUUUGCCAUCUGGAACAACACUGCUGGAAGGCUGCUUCACCUCACUUCUGGUCAGGAGCACUUUGCCAAAGGCAGGGCAAUGUCACUGUCAGAUGCCCUGAAAGGUGUUACAGACAAUGUGGUGGACACAGUGGUGCACUAUGUACCGCUCCCCAGGUUAUCACUGAUGGAGCCAGAGAGUGAGUUUCGGGACAUAGAUAACCCCCCAUCUGAGACUGAUCGAAGUGAAGGUGCCAAUUCACCCACCCCUGAGAUCCCAAACAAACUACAGCACCGGGGAAGCCUGAGGAGUACCCGGAACUCCAAUGCUCUCUCCUUCCUGGGCCUAGAAGAUAAACUUUUUACACAGCAGAAAAUACCUGCCACCAGCCGCUCCAUGUUCUCUUCCUACCACCGAGAGAAACCUACCCGACGUGUCAGUGACAGCUUCUACCGGCCCAGUGUCAUGGAGCCCAUCUACAACCGGAUCCACCACAACCAGCUUUACAAGAAGAACUGACCUGCGGGACCAGUCCUUCCUUGGUGCCCUUGGUUGGUCUCACUGGUUAGUGUUUAUGCCCUGCUACCGUUGCCAUUCCCAGCUUAUUCCUGCUGCCUCCACAGAGAAGAGCAAAGCCUGGAUCCUAAGAGAGCUCAAUCCAGCGACCUCUGCAUUUGCCUACAACUUACAUACUCAUUCAUUACUUCGGCAGAAUCCUAGAUAU